Molecule: messenger RNA, 1149 nt
Organism: Grus americana (Whooping crane)
Lineage: Eukaryota; Metazoa; Chordata; Aves; Gruiformes; Gruidae
Product: T-cell activation Rho GTPase-activating protein-like
Exons: 7
Biological process (GO): regulation of Rho protein signal transduction; signal transduction
Molecular function (GO): GTPase activator activity
Source: RefSeq, a predicted model, not a curated record
UUUUCCUUUGCAGCAGGAGGGAGCAGCUGCAGCAGCAGGAACAGGAGGAGGACACGGCUGCCCUGGCCCUUUGCUCUGCGGCGCAGCCCGGCCGCUGCCCAGGCGCCAGGGCAGGCGGGCUGCGGCUGCAGCAGGGCGCUCUUUGGCCAGCCCCUGGCAGCCGUCUGCGGGGAGGAGGGCACGCUGCCCCGGCCCAUCCAGGAGCUGCUGGCUGUCCUGCAGCAGGAAGGGCCAUCGACGGAGGGGAUAUUCCGGCAAGCUGCCAGCGUGACAGCGCUUCGGGAGCUGCGGGAGGCCCUGGACCGCGGUGCAGAGGUGGAGCUGGGAAGGCAGCCGGCGCUGCUGCUGGCUAUCCUCUUGAAGGACUUCCUGCGAAGCAUCCCCUCCAAGCUCCUCGUCAACGACCUCUACGAGGACUGGAUGGCCGCCAUGCGGAGGACCAGCAAGGAGGAGAAGAUGGCAGAGCUGAAAGCGGUGGCCGAGAAGCUGCCCGCGGCCAACGUCCUCCUCCUGAAGCGGCUGCUCUCCCUCCUCCGGCGCAUCGCCCGCAGCGCGGGCACCAGCAGGAUGAGCUCCAGCAACCUGGCCAUCUGCAUGGGGCCAAGCCUGCUGAGCCCACCGCACGAGGACCUGCUCCCGCUGGAGGCCAUGCUGGAGGCGACCGAGAAGGUGAAGGUGCUGGUGGAGUUCCUGGUGGAGAACUGCAGGGAACUCUUUGGGGAGGAGACCGCUGAGCUUUGCUGUCCAGCAGCCGAGGAGUCGCCAGCCCCCAGGCAGAGCUCCCGAGGCCCGCGUUUGGCAGAGCAAAGCGUCCCUGCGGUCAGAGCAGAGCCCGAGCGUCAGGCAGACGCCUCGCCGCGCACGCCCGCCUCUCUAGAGCUCGGUGUCCUCCGAGAAGCCGGGGGAGAUACGGUGGUGGGGUCUGACGCGGGAGAGGCACUGGGCAUGUGCUCCAGCAAACCAAAUGCCCACAAAACACCGUCGGAAGGGCAGAGGGGAGCAGCCGCUGACUUCCGAGGGCUUUUGCCCAGGUCCUACUUCCUAUCAGAGCUUCAUCGAGUCUCUUUGGAGGGGGCGGGUGGGGGGGGGGGCGCUGUGCGGACCGUGGCGGAUGCAAAGCAGCCAAAGGGCUCUCCUCUGCAGAGCUGA